AGGCAUCUGAAACAGAGCGAUACAUGCUCUGGAUGGGUCCCCUGGCAUCAUUUACAAACCCCAGACUGUAUUCUCUUGCUGCUCUUGCUUAGCUGGAUUCUCCACACUGCUCAGCCAUGAGGAUUGAACUACCAUGAGACGGAAGAAGUUGGUGGAUCCAGAUGAAAAAUGGAAGCUGGACAAAGGGGACGUAAGCACGCUUAGCCUGCCUUCCAACGCCAGCCAUGGCGACGCCGACGUCAGCAACAUCUGUUUGGAUGUCCCAGAUGGCGCCCCAGACCCGCACAGGACGAAAGCUGCCAUCGACCACCUGCACCAGAAAAUCCUCAAGAUCACCGAGCAGAUCAAGAUUGAGCAGGAGGCUCGGGACGACAACGUAGCCGAGUACCUGAAGCUGGCCAACAACGCUGACAAGCAGCAGGCCUCCCGCAUCAAGCAAGUCUUUGAGAAGAAGAACCAGAAGUCGGCCCAGACCAUCGCCCAGCUCCAUAAGAAGCUUGAGCACUACCACAAGAAGCUAAAGGAGAUUGAACAGAACGGGCUCUCCCGUCAGCCCAAGGAUGUCUUCCGGGACAUGCACCAGGGCCUCAAGGAUGUGGGGGCCAACGUCCGGUCCAGCAUCAGCGGCUUCGGAGGCGGGGUAGUGGAAGGCGUCAAGGGAAGCCUGUCGGGUUUGUCCCAGGCCACCCACACGGCUGUGGUCUCCAAGCCCCGGGAGUUCGCCAGCCUGAUCCGGAACAAGUUUGGCAGCGCCGACAACAUCGCCCACCUGAAGGACACUCUGGAUGACGGGCACCCCGAGGAGGCCUCGAGGACUCUGAGCGGCAGCGCCACCCUGGUGUCCAGCCCCAAGUACGGCAGCGACGACGAGUGCUCCAGCGCCACCUCAGGAUCUGCGGCGGGCAGCAACUCAGGGGCAGGGCCCGUCGGCUUGGGGAGCCCCAAGUCCAAUACCCUGGACAGUCACCACAAUAACUUUGACACCAUCCUGGAGGAGCUCCGGGAGAUUAAGGACAGUCAGUCGCACCUGGAGGACUCGAUGGAGGAUCUCAAGGCGCAGCUGCAGAGGGACUAUACCUACAUGACGCAGUGCUUGCAAGAGGAGCGGUACAGAUACGAACGCCUGGAAGAGCAGCUGAAUGACCUGACGGAGCUCCACCAGAAUGAAAUGACCAACCUAAAGCAAGAGCUAGCCAGCAUGGAGGAGAAGGUGGCCUAUCAGUCCUAUGAGAGGGCCAGGGACAUCCAGGAAGCGGUAGAGUCGUGCCUCACCCGCGUCACCAAGCUGGAGCUCCAGCAGCAGCAGCAGCAGGUGGUGCAGCUGGAAGGGGUGGAGAACGCCAAUGCCCGGGCCCUGCUGGGCAAAUUCAUCAACGUCAUCCUGGCCCUCAUGGCGGUGCUGCUCGUCUUCGUCUCCACCAUCGCCAACUUCAUCACGCCCCUCAUGAAGACCCGCAUGCGCAUCCUCAGCACCGCCCUGCUGUUCCUCUUCCUCCUCUUCCUCUGGAAGCACUGGGACUCCAUCACUUAUUUCCUGGAGCAUGUGUUGCUCCCCAGCUGA
Molecule: messenger RNA, 1561 nt
Organism: Emys orbicularis (European pond turtle)
Lineage: Eukaryota; Metazoa; Chordata; Testudines; Emydidae
Product: transmembrane and coiled-coil domains protein 2-like
Exons: 4
Coding region: 134-1561 (475 amino acids)
Biological process (GO): amyloid precursor protein metabolic process
Cellular component (GO): endomembrane system
Source: RefSeq, a predicted model, not a curated record